Molecule: messenger RNA, 765 nt
Organism: Magnolia sinica
Lineage: Eukaryota; Viridiplantae; Streptophyta; Magnoliopsida; Magnoliales; Magnoliaceae
Exons: 3
Coding region: 1-765 (254 amino acids)
Molecular function (GO): nucleic acid binding; protein binding; RNA-DNA hybrid ribonuclease activity
Source: RefSeq, a predicted model, not a curated record
AUGCUGGUUAACAUGAAGGAUGAUCAAGACAACACGGUCUUACACCUCGCAGCUGCAAGAAAACAAAUUCAGAUGCUAAAGCUUUUUCUCGAAUCAGACGUGGAUGUGAACGCCGAGAAUAUCCAUGGUUUCACGGCACUUGAUGUACUAGUACAUGGUCCAAGCGAAAUAGGAGGCAUGGAAAUCAGCGAAAUCCUUGUGAAUGCUGGAUGUGAUAGACGCAAAAAACUAACAAACAAAAGCAAGUCUAUUGUCAAAUGGGCAAGACCUCCUCCGGGCUGGAUUAAGCUUAAUGUCGAUGGAUCCUCUCGUGGGAAUCCAUGUGUUAGUGGCGGUGGAGGAGUGACAAGGGAUUCCCAGGGUCAGGUUAUCUUUGCCUUCUAUAGGAACUACGGUCAUGCCUCCAAAACGACUGUAGAGACCCAGGCUAUUCUUGAUGGAAUUAUUCUCUGCAGUAAAUUGGGCCUCUCCAGUAUCGUUGUUGAAUCAGAUUCCAAACUGGUGGUCGAAGCUGCCGUGGAUCCAUUCGCCCACUGCCAUUGGAACAUUUGGUACAGAUUGGGAGCCAUUCAUUGUAUCGGCAGCCGCCUCAACCUCUGUUUCAGGCAUAUUUUCUGUAAGGGCAAUUAUGUGGCUGACACACUUGCCAAGCGAGCUAGUGAAGGAUGUGCCAACUCCCUCUUCCUUUCUUGUUCGGAGUUGCCGCGUUACAUUAGGAGCCCAUUGGUCCUUGAUAAAGUCGGGCUGGGUUAUUUGAGAGCCUGA